UUUAUGUAGCAGGUAUAAACUAGGAGGGUUAAUUGGGGAAAUGAGAGAGAGGGGAGAGAAGGAGCAGUGCAACUGUAAAUGUAUGAAGUUGUGCCCACCUUCUUGGCCUCCUGUUUUCACUCCCUUCUUUUCCGAAUUUUUCCUGCCACUCAUUAAAUGCUGUUACAACUGUAUGGAGCAAAAUCAACUACAAAUUAAAAUUAUGUAAACACAUAAUUAUUUCUUUGCUCUUUUGAAUUCAUUUUUCAUUUUUCAUUCUUUUCUUAAGGGUGGACAAAUAUGCAUCACAGAUGUCCUAUAUGUCUUGACCGUAUGGUUAAACCCCAAACUAUCAAGUGUGGUCAUGUUUUUUGCCAAGAUUGCUUAAGUCAAGCUUUGAGGAUAUUAAAUGUUUGCCCCAUUUGUAAGGAGCCAUAAGGUGUGGUGACAGGGAAUCAACCACCAGGGCAAAUGACUUGGUCUACUCUGCAUUCCAGUCUCCCAGGUUACUCUGGGUGUGGUACCAUCUGCAUUCAGUAUUCUUUUCAAUCAGGAAUUCAAGGCCCAGAGCACCCAAACCCUGGUCAGCGGUACAAUGGUACGCAUCGUACUGCGUAUUUGCCUGAUAAUCGCGAGGGUAAAGAAGUCUUGCAGCUGCUACACAGAGCUUUUAACGCACGGUUGGUGUUUACGGUGGGUACCUCCAUAACAACAGGACUUUUCAAUCAGAUCACGUGGAAUGAUAUACAUCAUAAGACAAGUACAACAGGGGGUGCCCACGGAUUUGGUUAUCCCGAUCCACAUUAUCUCCAACGUGUUAAAGAAGAUCUCGCCGCGAAAGGGAUCCGGUGAUCUUCAGUUGCAGCAGUCGGCCGCUUACAUGAAGACAAAUUGAAGCCAGGACACUAUACCUCUUUCAUUUUUUUUCGCAACGAAGGCCUGGCUUGCCAACUGCACAUAACAAUUCUUGGAAAUUUUCAAAGUCAUACUGUACAAAUUUGGCCUGUUAAAUUUCAGUUUGUGUUCUUCUA
Messenger RNA from Pocillopora damicornis (cauliflower coral), 1010 nucleotides. RefSeq names its product E3 ubiquitin-protein ligase DTX3L. Gene Ontology annotation, biological process: Notch signaling pathway; protein ubiquitination. Lineage: Eukaryota; Metazoa; Cnidaria; Anthozoa; Scleractinia; Pocilloporidae. The record is from RefSeq and is a predicted model, not a curated record.